GUUGACACUAUGUAUUUCGAGAAUUUUAAGUAUGGAAGUGAUUUUCAAUCAUCCUGCCUGUCACAUCUACUUGGUGGUGCAGCGAGCAAGCCCACUUUGAUAAACCAUGCCCGCCGACUUCGAGAAGCAAAGUUAUUGGCACGAGAGAUUCUCAUCUGAGACAUCUUUCGAGUGGCUAGCAUCGUCACAAUCUUUCAUGUCCAUCAUAGAGCCUUACCUCUCGACGUUCUCACAUACUGUCGAGAACACACCCCGAAUCCUCCAUCUAGGCUCAGGCACAAGUGACUUGCAGAACUGCUUUCGCUCCAGAGGUUACUUAGACGUGACAAACGUCGACUACGAACCGUUAGCUAUCGAGCGCGGACGCCAGCUAGAGCAGGUCGCCUUUGAUGACGUGAGGAUGAAGUACAUCGUCGCAGACGUAACGCAACUCGCUUGCGACUUCUUGCAAGAUCAGAAAUUCGACAUAGUCGUGGACAAAAGCACUGUCGACGCGGUCUCCUGCGGUGGGACUGCGGCUUUUUCGAGGAUGGCCUCUUGGGUAAAGAAAUACCUUGCUGAUAGUGGGAUCUGGAUCUCCCUUAGCUAUUCUUCAGUUCGCUUCAAUAUUGAGCAACUUCCAUUCGACGUCGAAGUCAUAGCUAAGACCCCAACACCUAAACUCAAAGAGAGUGAUCCGGAGAUAUACUAUUAUUGCUACCUUCUUCGGCCCAAAUGAGUCGGAAAAGGACGUAUCCCCUUGACUGGCAUUCAACUACACCUCCACUAUUUUCAGUAUCAGUACUUAAGACUUGACG
Messenger RNA from Daldinia vernicosa, 797 nucleotides. RefSeq names its product S-adenosyl-L-methionine-dependent methyltransferase. The record is from RefSeq and is a predicted model, not a curated record. The transcript has a single exon. Lineage: Eukaryota; Fungi; Ascomycota; Sordariomycetes; Xylariales; Hypoxylaceae. Bases 107 to 718 code for a protein of 203 amino acids.